Messenger RNA from Lepus europaeus (European hare), 2397 nucleotides. RefSeq names its product transmembrane protein 30B (gene CDC50B). Gene Ontology annotation, biological process: phospholipid translocation. Bases 105 to 1166 code for a protein of 353 amino acids. The record is from RefSeq and is a predicted model, not a curated record. The transcript has a single exon. Gene Ontology annotation, cellular component: plasma membrane; Golgi apparatus; endoplasmic reticulum. Lineage: Eukaryota; Metazoa; Chordata; Mammalia; Lagomorpha; Leporidae.
AGAGCCUGGGGCUCCGGCGCACCUGUGCGGCAGGCGGGGGACCCGGGUCCUCGGGGACGGCGACCCCCGGGCCGGGGCGGGGUGCGGAGGGGGGCCCGGCCGCCAUGACGUGGAGCGCCACGGCCCGCGGCGCCCACCAGCCGGACAACACGGCGUUCACGCAGCAGCGCCUCCCCGCGUGGCAGCCGCUGCUGUCGGCCAGCAUCACGCUGCCGCUCUUCUUCUGCGCCGGCCUGGCCUUCAUCGGCCUGGGCCUGGGCCUCUACUACUCCUCCAACGGCAUCGUGGAGCUGGAGCACGACUACACGGGCGACGCGGGCUCGGGCAACUGCUCCGUGUGCGCCGCCGCGGGCCAGGGCCGCGCGCCGCCGCCGCCCUGCUCGUGCGCCUGGUACUUCUCGCUGCACGAGCUCUUCCCGGGGCCCGUGUACCUCUACUACGAGCUGUCCGGCUUCUACCAGAACAACCGGCGCUACGGCGUGUCCCGCGACGACGCGCAGCUGAGCGGGCUGCCGAGCGCGCUGCGCCAGCCGGCCAACGAGUGCGCCCCGUACCAGCGCAGCGCCGCCGGGCUGCCCAUCGCGCCCUGCGGCGCCAUCGCCAACAGCCUCUUCAACGACACCUUCUCGCUGUGGCACCAGCGCCAGCCGGCCGGGCCCUACGUCGAGGUGCCGCUGGACCGCGCCGCCAUCGCCUGGUGGACCGACUACCACGUCAAGUUCCGCAACCCGCCGCUGGUGAACGGCAGCCUGGCGCUGGCCUUCCGCGGCACGGCGCCGCCGCCCAACUGGCGCCGGCCGGUCUACGAGCUGAGCGCGGACCCCAACAACACGGGCUUCGUCAACCAGGACUUCGUGGUGUGGAUGCGCACGGCGGCGCUGCCCACCUUCCGCAAGCUGUACGCGCGCAUCCGCCAGGGCGACUACGCGGCGGGGCUGCCCCGCGGCGCCUACCGCGUCAACAUCUCCUACAACUACCCGGUGCGCGCCUUCGGCGGCCACAAGCUGCUCAUCUUCAGCAACAUCUCGUGGAUGGGCGGCAAGAACCCCUUCCUGGGCAUCGCCUACCUGGUGGUCGGCGCCCUCUGUAUCCUCGUGGGCUUCGCCAUGCUGCUCGUGUACAUUCGCUACCAGGACCAGACGGACGACGACGACGACGACGAGUGAUGGCUGGCCCCAGGGACGCCCCCGGGACCUCGAGCACGGCGUGGGAGGAGGGCACGGGGAGGACCCCCCUGUGCCUGAGGGGGGGGGGCGCUGGGUGCACCUGCGGAGCGGAGACACAGCCUUGCCACUUCCCCACCUCCAUCGCCGCCUCUCCAGCUGACGUGUGGGCAGCCUUGAAGAGCUCCAGGGACAGUCGGGUCUCCCAUCCGACUGCCUGCCGCGUGGAGGGACUGAGAGACCCGGCCGUGUUUAAGUAACUCGUGGUGGAUCAGGGGGAGAGCGCUUUGGGAGCUUUUGGGAGGGUGGCGUGGUGGGUGUGGGGGUUGGGGUAGAGGGCCAGGUCCACGCAGCCCCUGCAGAGACACGGAGAGGGGGAUACUCCAGGGUACUCAGAAGAGAUCGUGGGAAAAUGACAUGAAAAGAUAAGGUUGUUUUGGUGCCCAUGCCCAGAGUGGUCUUCCAAGCGCUCAUGGAUUUCAAACGAUGUUUGGCACUAAAGGAAGCUUACCUUUUAAUUCCGUUCUCCACGAACGCUUUUGAAGUCCCCUAGUACUUGCUAGAAAUGCUAAGUAGAUGGGGAGGCACCAGCAGCGGUGGAGACUCUGACCCGGCCAGGCUCCGCGGGGAGACCCUGGAGGGGCAUUAUUAGAGGCUCCCCUGCGGAGGCCUCUGCUCCCUCAGACUGGGAAUCCCGUCCCUGCCUGCGUAGGGCCUGAAGCAGUCUCCCGAGUUUGGUUUCUUCAGGACAGUGACGGUCAUAAUACUGCAGAUUAGGUUUAGCAAUGGCUUGACUAGAGAGAGGCCCCUGCCCCAUGGUUUCUGGAAUGAAUGGGGGAAGAAUGCUCUCUAGAAGUAGCUGGGGUUCAGAUUUGCAGGCCAAGGAAAUUCGUUGGAUAUUUGAGUGCAAAAGUUAAACUUUGCAGGUACAGUGUGGAAACUUGACGCUGCUGGGCCAGUCUGUGGGGCUCUGGGGGCUGUCUGAACCUUCGAAUCAGGUAACUGGGAGGGAUCUUAGUGGGAAAGUAUCAAAAGUCACAUGUAUGUCGUCUGACUCCUGGCUCACCCCUCUUUCUCAUCUGCUUUUUUUUUUUUUUAAGCCUGGAGAGAAAGAAUUUCAUUAAUACCUUCUUCCUUGGAUCUGGGAAAAAAAAAAAAAAGCUGAAACUUUAGAAUGCAUGUCCUCAAAUGAAACAUUUGUGUCUAGUAAUCCUGUUUGAAUGAAUGGUAAGGG